GUUUUCUCAUUCUGUUAAUGUGUUUGUAAACUCCAAAAGGACUCCUGUGAGUGCUCAGGGUCUGUGUGAACCCACAGUGGCAUCUGCUGCUCUUUAAUAUUUAUUUUGGUGGGGUUUUCCUCUCCUAUCAGGGAAUUUGUCCUUUGGUUCCUGCUUUGCCUUUUGCAGGAUGAAAAUUUAAUGCAGGGAUAAAAACUCUGCCCUCUCUGUGGUUUGGCUCUGCUCAGGUGCAGGCAGAGGGGGUGAAGCAGAGCUCUCACAUCCUGCAGAAUUUUUAUCUUUCAGCACAAACGAGAGGGGUGAUGUUGGCUGAGUUUUCUCCCUUCCUUGUAGGAUUUUAUGCUGCUUUUUCAUUUCACCUGGAGCCCUCCUUGCUGAUGCUGCUCCCCACCUGAUGCAAGGCAGAUCCAGCUGGGUUUUUAUUUUUCAUUUUGGCCAGAACAUGGAAAAAAGUGGCUCUUUGGGAGCAGCCCUUGUUGCCAGGCUGUUCUGUUGCCAUGGCUUUGGUGUGUGCGUGUGCCAGCCUGGGAUUGGCUCCUGGCCUGGGCUGCUCCUUUGGGGAGAGACUCUUCAAUCCCAGAGAUUUUUAAAAAUGUGACCUUCCUGUUCAUGGGGCCAGCUUUGAGCAGUCACUGCCUGCAUUUUCCCCUGGGAGAGGAUGAGGUCAGACAGGAGAGGGAUUUUUGCCUUCAAGUGCUCCCGAGCAGAGGAGAUCUUCAACCUGCUGCAGGAGCUGAUGCAGUGCAACAGCAUCAACGUGGUGGAGGAGCCUGUGGUGAUCUCCAGGAACAGCCAGGAGCGGGAGCAGGGCCCCAGCAGUCUGGGCUACACUGGACUUCCCAAUGGAUUUCACAGCUUCCCUGGAGAAUCCCUGUCCUGCCCUGCAGCCCGGCACCCCUCAGUGAGCAGCCUCAGACACUCCUCUGUGGGGGAGGACUCCACCCACCCCCUCCUGGGGCCUGAGGAGCAGUCCCACACCUACAUGAACACCGGCGAGCCGGAGCCGAGGGGCCGCCACUGUCUGCACUCCUUGCCUGAAGCCCACCCUCCUUUCCCCCCUAGGAACCACAGCUGCUCCCUGGAAGACCGAAACCCCCAGGUCUUCCUGCAGCCAGGGGAGGUGAAAUUCGUGCUGGCUCCCAGCUCCGGCUACCGCCGGCUGUGCCGGCACCCCCGCCAAUGCCGGCCUCACCUCUGCGCCCCCAACAACAACAACAACGAGUGGCACGAGGGCUGUCCGUCCCCACAGUGUGUCUAUGAGAACCUCAACGGGCUGCUGGCCCCCAGCAGCUCGUCCCUGAGCCGGGCUGGCCGCUCCAAGCCGUGCCAGGAGGACGGGAGCUGCUCGCAGCGGCGCUCGGCGCUGCUGCACUACGAGAACCUUCCGGCGCUGCCGCCGGUGUGGGAGCUGCAGCCGGCCCGGCACGGCCAGCAGGACAACACACCAUCCCCCAGUGGUUUCUCUGAGGCUGGAGAGGAGGAGCCCCUGCAGAACUCCAUGGGUUCAGAGAGCUCGGCCCCGCAGCCGCGCCGGGCCUUCCUGCCCCGCGCCCGGCGCAGCCGCCUGCCCAACGUCUUCAGCUUCGACUUCCCCCGGGCCUGCCCCGAGCCCCCACGGCAGCUCAACUACAUCCAGGUGGAGCUGGAGCCUGAGCCCUGCCGGGGCCAGCAGGAGCCGGGGGUGGUGGCAGCUCCGGGCAGCCCCGGGCCCCGCCGCACCGACUCGUACGCCGUCAUCGACCUCAAGAAGACGGCGGCCAUGUCCAGCCUGCAGCGGGCCCUGCCCAGGGACGAUGGCACCUCGAGGAAAACGCGCCACAACAGCACUGACCUGCCCCUGUGAGGGCCCCAAGUGCCAGCCCCGUGUCGUGGCUUUGUCCCUGCCCCUCCCUCGCUGUGGCUGUACUCGCCAUUGCCUUCCUUUGGUCGCCCAUUCCCUGGGGGCCCUGUGGCUCCUGCAGCUGCUGCUCCUGAGGCUCUGUCUGUCUGUCUGUCUGUCUGUCCGUCCUCCCCUCUCUGUUGCUCGUUUUCCAAGCCUUGUGGGAUGUUUGAGGGUUGAAUUCUGGGCAGAGCCGUGGGGCAGUGCUCCCAAAAGUCAGCUGCUGUAGGAGCUCCGUGCAGGAUUUCACACCUCUGCACUGGGGCCGCUCCACAGCUGGGUGUGUGGUUCCAGAUGUGCCUGGACACGAGGGAGCUCAUGGCCUUUCCCCCCUCAGCUCACUGUUUGUUCCUGAAGCUUUUUAUCCUCCUGUCCCUGUCUUGGCUUCAAUUUCAAUUGGGCAGCUGCAGUGAAACGAGGAGGAGGCAGAGCCAUGGGCACACACUGUGAUCACAGAAACCUGAUUGCCUGAAUCCUGAAACUCCCUGCCCUGCUUUAGAGGAUUCUCUAAAUCCUUAAACUCCCUACCCUGCUUUAGAGGAUUCUCUAAAUCCUUAAACUCCCUUCCCUGCUUUAGAAGAGGAGGGAAAGGCCACAACCAUGAGGGAGAUUGGAAGUUUGGUCUGGAGAACUUCACUUGUGCCAUACCCUGCUUUGUUGUGUUUUUUUUUGUUUUAUGAGUGUUCUUUUUGGCAGCUGCUAGAGGUGCUGUGGGUUUAUUUAUUUGUUUACUUAUUUAUUUAUGAGCUGUUCCUUUGCAUCCCAGUUCGUUGCCAAACUGGUGCCAGUGUGGGGCUCGUUCCUUCCUUGGAGGGCUCCCAAAAGAGCUUGGUGGCUUUGCUGAGCCACCAACUGGGGGGGAAAAACACUGUGGAGAGGAGCAGCUGGGAGAAUGAAGGAUUUCUGAGCUCGGGGCUGCCUUGGGGUGGGUGGGAAAUGGAAUGGGAGCCGUGGGAGUGGGAGCGGAGCCGCCGGGCAGCCGAGCUUGGAGCGGCAUCAAAGGCGGUGCCAACACCCCCGUGCCUGGCUGGGGCUGGGAGCAGCUCUGUGCAGUGCCAGCACUCAGUGUGCAGUUUGUUCCCUCACCUACAGACCUGGAAGGGUGAAAAUUCUGGGUACAUUUGUGGCCUUUUUGCUGUGGAUUUUUUGUCUCCGUGCCGGGGUUGCGCUGAGCCGCCCUGGGAUGUCCCCUCGUCCCUCCCUGUGGCCUUUCCCUGGAUUUCUCUGUGCCUGUUCUGAUGGAGAGCUGUGCUCUGGUGUGCUCUGGGGUAUUCUGGGGUGCUCUGAGAUGUUCUGAAAUGCUCUGGGAUGCCC
Catharus ustulatus (Swainson's thrush) is the source of this 3193-nucleotide messenger RNA. It is a transcript of the gene FRS3, whose product is annotated as fibroblast growth factor receptor substrate 3. The coding region runs from base 659 to 1843 and encodes 394 amino acids. The transcript has 4 exons. Gene Ontology annotation, cellular component: cytoplasm. NCBI's taxonomy places the organism in Eukaryota, Metazoa, Chordata, Aves, Passeriformes, Turdidae. The record is from RefSeq and is a predicted model, not a curated record. Gene Ontology annotation, biological process: cell surface receptor protein tyrosine kinase signaling pathway.